ACCUCUCUUCAACAAUUGAGUUAAUACGAAAUGUCCUGGCAAGCAUACACUGACAACUUAGUCGCCACUGGUAAGAUCGACAAAGCUGCCUUAUACUCCAGAGCUGGAGAUUCUCUUUGGGCCCAAUCGGGAUCUUUCCAACUUCAACCUGCUGAAAUCACCGAAUUGGCCAAGGGUUUCGAUGAUGCUUCUGGUUUACAAGCUCAUGGUUUACAUGCCGUUGGUCAAAAAUACUUCCUUUUGAGAGCCGAUGAUAGAUCUAUCUAUGGUAAACACGAAGCUGAAGGUUUGGUUGCUGUUCGUACCAAACAAGCCAUUUUGGUGGCACACUAUCCCUCGGGUGUUCAAGCAGGUGAAGCCACUACUGUAGUAGAAAAGUUGGCUGACUAUUUGAUUAGUGUUGGUUAUUAGAGAUGAACAAGAAAUCUCGGGUUUAUAGUUAUAAUUAAUCAAAGUUAUUUACUGGAUUUGUUCUAUAAAUACAUAGCUAAUCCGCAUGUAAUUGAACGAAAAUACCACAGUGAGAUCUGUU
Messenger RNA from Spathaspora passalidarum NRRL Y-27907, 532 nucleotides. RefSeq names its product profilin (gene PFY1). The transcript has a single exon. Lineage: Eukaryota; Fungi; Ascomycota; Pichiomycetes; Serinales; Debaryomycetaceae. The coding region runs from base 31 to 411 and encodes 126 amino acids. Gene Ontology annotation, cellular component: cell cortex. Gene Ontology annotation, molecular function: actin monomer binding. The record is from RefSeq and is a predicted model, not a curated record.